Molecule: messenger RNA, 4054 nt
Organism: Xiphophorus maculatus (southern platyfish)
Lineage: Eukaryota; Metazoa; Chordata; Actinopteri; Cyprinodontiformes; Poeciliidae
Exons: 7
Coding region: 2391-3257 (288 amino acids)
Cellular component (GO): nucleoplasm; cytoplasmic stress granule
Molecular function (GO): RNA binding
Source: RefSeq, a predicted model, not a curated record
AAUGCACAGUGGGGGUUUUACUUUGAAACUAAAGAACUGGACGUUUCCGGUUCAGGGAAAGUUGUUUUUAAAUGGGAUGCUAAGCUACUGCAAUUUGUCAGUGACUUUCUAAAGGGUGCAAACGUUGCAAUGGAAAACUGGCAGAGGAGAAAACGCGGAUGUGUUCCUGCCGCCGUCCUUUCUCAGGCUGCUCUCUGCAGCCGUGUGGCAGGUGGCGCGGCUCCGAGACGUUCUCCAUUACGAAACCCUCGGCGAGUUUGUGUCGCUGGUGACGGACACGGUGCCGGACCUGCUCAACGCAAAGCAGAGAGGCAAGUUACUGCUGCGACUGCGAGCCAGAGUUAUUCUUGAGCUGUGCAGAAGUGCGGAAACAGCCAACACGUUGCAUGUGGAGCCUCACUUGGAACGAAUUCUACCACAGGGAGCAAUGGGAAAGAUUUGAUCAUUCAUCAGAUGAAGUAAUGAUGCUGAGAUUGUUGUGCUAAUGACUAUCACCUGUUUUUCAGAGUGGAGAUGCUGAGGUGGAUGCAGAGGAGGUGACAUUUGUAGAACUUGCCCGAAUGCCACCUGAGAGGGAAGACUUUUACAGGGUGGACCAGUUGAGAUGUCCACCCAGGUCUUCGCCUGCUCCUAGGGGCCGUUUUUCCACACAGCGCAUCCAGCACAGUCACCCAGAGCAGAACAACAAACUCUAGGUGGCUGCAAAGAAGACUCCAGCCCCCACGCCCUAAAUUCCCACAGCCCUUCCCCAUCCAUGACCCUCAUACCUGCCCGGACUGCGGCAAGACGUUGAUGCGGGCCUCGGAUGUGACUCGUCACCAGCGAACCCACACGGGCGAGCGACUAUACAGCUGUGAGGCCUUUAAGAACUCCUGGGAUGAGGCAUUGACACGUCCACACUGGAGAACGUCCCUUCCUCUGUUUCCUCUGUGGCAAACGCUUCACCCAGAUGGGGUUGCUCAGGCUGCACCACAUGCAGCCAGACCUGCAACCCCCCCAGCUGGACUUAACCACGAAGGUGGUGGUCGCGGAGGAGACUCCCUGCAAAGAAGGAGGGGAGUACAAGUGCCAGAAGUGCGGCGAAAGCUUCGGCAGCAUCUUGGAGCGACUGAGGCACAGGCAGACGCACGCGGUGAGGCGUCAGUACAGAUGCUCCCAGUGCGAGAAGAUCUACAGCCGCGCCUCGGAUCUCAAGAGCCACCAGAUGAAACACAGCAUAUAAAACAGUAUUUUUCAGGUCUGAAUGAGUGUGAAAUUUUAAUAGAUUAUGGAAUAAUGUUAUUUCCAGACUUUAUUCCCUGUCUUACUGUCUGAAGAUUGCAUCCUCCAUCAGUGUUUAGCCUGAUCAUCUAUCUGGUCCACUUUCCGUCUUCCUCUUCGUCCAUCUGGUCUGCUGAAAUCUGAGCAGAUCUGUGUUGAAAAUGUGCAGGAUCCCAUUAUAUGGUUGGGUGUACUUCAGAACUACACUACUUCAAAAUAUAUCAGUGUUUGGUGAUGCCACAGUAGAAAUAAAGAGCAAGUUCUGUUUGGCACUUAUUUUCCAUCAAAAUCUGGAGGAAAUUUAAAACGGAAUAAAAGGGAAUAAAAGAUUUAAAAGUCAUUAUCUAUUUUUACUCAGUUGACGGAAACUUGGUCACUGGGAUUUUGUUUGGAUCAGUGGUCAAGCCUCUCUUUCUCAUCCUGUUCAGGUAAAUCUCACUACAAAUAAGGAAAGUGUCGGCACUGAAAGUCCACAGUGCUGUAUGUGGUUUUGUAGACAUGCAGGUAGUUGGAGAAUUCUCCCUGCAUAUGCUGGUAGUGUUGCAAACACGGCACAUCACUAGCAUUAGUUUAUCAAAAAGCACUGACUUUAUAUCAACUAUUUCCACGAUAAAGUAUUAACAUCAAAAUUUAGCUUCCACUUGUUUCUUAAAGAUUAAUUCAUAGCAUGCUACUUUAAAAAUAGUGACUCUGUACACAACCCAUGUCUCACUCCAAGCUCAUCUCAAAAGCUGGCAAGUUUGUUAGAAAUAAUGUAAUGAAGACACAUCAAAAGUAAUUGGGGUUUCCUGUUGUUUUUAUUAGAAUAAAUCUAAUAUAUUUUACAUAAUCAAUGCCACCGUAAUAACUGGAUCCAUUUACGCUAAAUCUAUAGACAGCAGCACUAUCACUUGCACCACGUGUUCGUCACACAGGGUGGCGUUUUUUUUAGUUAGAAAAUUUAAAAAUUUCCCUCCAAGUUUCCCGCCGGACCGCUUUAUUUGCAGGGACUUCCGCUCGCAGUUUACAUAUCCGCGCGUCGUUUUCCGGGUGGUGGUUACACUCGGGCAAGCGGAGCCGUCGUUAUAAUCAACCUUGUAAACAAAAGUUGCUUAACGGGUUGACUUCAGCGAUACGUGAAGGGGAAAGACAUGCAUAUCAAAACUGGUACAUGGGAAGCAAGCAACACUGUGUGUGAGUCCGAAACCCUGUGUGACCAAGCAGUCCUCGUGUCGGCAACCAAGUCCGAGCCCCAGAUCCGUAACCGCCGCCUGUCUCCUGGUUCGGGAAACUGCGGAGGAGGAGGAGGCGGCUGCAUCUCCGGAAACGCCCAGUCUCCACGACAACGGUCCCCCCAGGGUGAGCCGAACGGCCCCAGCCACGCCCACGGCCCGAGCUUCCGCAGGGAGAAGGAGCGCAAGAACCAGCCUCACAAGGGCCGCUCCGUCCGGAGGGAGAGCCAGAAGGGGGCGCUGCGAGCCGGCGAGCGCCCACUAAAGGCCAAUCAGAAGGAGAAGUGGGUGGAGGACAGCCUGUCGCUGCUCAAGCCUCCGCCCGCUUUCCCGGUGCAGGACAGUCCUGCCAAGCUGCAGCCGGCCGUGAGCUACGCCUCCAAGGUGAAGGCCGGAGCAACGAGCGGAACGCUGGAGGAGGAGCGGCCCGCCAUCGGGGACCUGCUGCAGAACCAGUGGGGUCUGAGUUUUAUUAGUGAAACUAAGCCAAUCACAGAAGGGCCCCUCCUUCACCCUGCUGCUAGCCCUCUAGUGGACACAGAGAGCAAACACUCAGCGGACCUACAGCAUGACGCAGCUCUCACAGUUCAGCUCCAGGAGGAAACUCCUGUUCCUGCUUCUGAGGCCGAGGCGCAGCAGGCCAACGGGGACCUCCUGCUCAGCUGUCGCCAUCUAGUGGAGGCUUUGAACUAUCACAAUAGAGAAUGGAAUAUAAUCUGUAACAGACAGAAGAAAGGUCCAAAAAGAGUGGUGUGGUACAAGGAGACCCAGGAGCGCCCGGCCUAGCAGUGUGACCGACACACAGCAUCAAACGCCUACAGAACACACACACACACACACACACACACAUCUUCACGCACAUUUAUACUCAUGGAAGACGGACAAAUUUGAGUCCCAUUCUCACAAGCUGCACUCAGGACGAUGUCUUCACAUAAAGCCACACUGAGACACUUUGGACUAACUCCUUUGAGAUCUUACAGCAAUGGACUUUUUUUUAACGCCUUACAGAAAGCCUGCCUUAAAUAAUCACCUCAUUCCCAUUUUAGCUUCUUCCUGUAAACCUGGUCUUUUCCCCCCUCAUACACUGUUUAUUUUCUUUUAACAAUAUCCAAGGAGUCUAAUUUAAUUAAUUUUCUCCCCUUUUUGAAAGUUGCAGUUUUAUUCAAUGUUAUCCUCUGCAAAGCGAGUGGUCAAUCAAGCACUUUGUUUAAAACGGACCAGUGCGCGUGUGAGAAGCCCUCCGAAUUUUUUCCCCCCGGUUUUGAAUUGGAAACCAGAAGAAUGUCCUGUACCUACUUGAGUUUUAUUGUUUAUGAAUGCAAGGGUUGUCGGUUUCAUGUCUUCAGUUUACAGAGGGGUGUAGUUAAAGGCACAGUACAGUUCACCCUUUACCCUACAGAUCUUAAUGCUGUGUUCUCAUAAUUAUUAUUUUUUUAUUUGGUUCCUAUCGGGUGAAUGUUUGAAUCCAUAAGGGAGGUCGCAAUGUUCUGUGUGGUAGCUUUUGAAAAUUUAUUUGAAUUAAAGCAAAAAUUACACUGGAGGACGUAAGAAAGUAUUGCUUAAUAAAAAUGAAUAAACUUGGA